UAUUGUCUAUACACGUAACGGAGCGCGGUACACUUACAAACCGCGUUCCGUGGUGGUUCACAACGUAGUGUUUACUGUUUUAUCGUUAGAAUAAUCUACCAGGCUGUGGGCCAACGUGCAAACCAUGGGCUCGAAGAAGCAUAAAAAGCACAAGCGCGAAAGGCACGAAGAAGGGCACUAUACAACCACGGAUAAACCCCGUACCUUGAAGUUAAUUUUAAAGGUAGGGGGUACCAGUGGGACACCUGAAUACGGCAACGAAUCUCCGAGUCAGGCGACAAUGUUGUCCCAACAGUUGGGGGUCUACCAACAACAGUUGGGUCUCAACUGUUCUGUAACACAGGAAUCUGAAUACGAUAGGUAUUUGGGGCACAAAAAGCUCAAGAAGAAAAAGAAAAAGAAGGACAAACGGCACAAGCAUCAUCAUAAAGACAAGAAGAGGAGAAGAGAGGAAUCCAGUCAAGAAUCGGUGGGAGAUGCUGAUGAAAGUUUAGUUGAAGUCCCCAAAAAGAUUCCUAAUCACCAGUUGUUACCUCCAAGACCACCGUCUAGUGGAGAACACAGAGUUGGUGUUACUAGCCAUAUUAGCUCGCUCUCUCCGCAUCGUGAACCUAGAACUUGCGUACUUCGAAAAAUUGCCGAGCGUACACCACUUCAGCGAUUAUUAGAACACCUUCUCAGGUCAAUGGAGAAGCGUGAUCCGCAGCAAUUUUUUGCCUGGCCAGUCACAGAUAGCAUUGCACCUGGAUACUCUCAGAUCAUCACAAAUCCUAUGGAUUUCAGUACCAUAAAGCAGAAGAUAGACGAUAAUAGUUAUCAGAAUUUAAACGAAUUCAUAGACGACUUCAAAUUGAUGUGUGAUAACGCUACGACGUACAACCAAUCGGAUACCAUUUACUACAAAGCAGCAAAGAAAUUAUUGCAUGUUGGCCUAAAGAUGGUUACACCAGAAAAACUUCGCCAGUUGAGACCUGUUUUAACCUACAUGCAGGAUAUAUCAAAGGAAGAGCUUGGAUUUGAAUUAGGCACAGAAGAUCCUAACAAUCCAGACGUUCCGGUAACAGAGGAGCAGAUUGAACGAGAACGAGAACAGGAGGAACGUAACGAGGAGGCUGAGGAGCUCAGAAAGGAGAACCAGAGAAAAAUGAGAUUAGCUAACUUGGGCAAAUUCGAAGCUAUUCCUGACGACAUGACGCCGGAGGAAAUAUUGAAACAAGCUCGAGGAGCUGCGAAAGCAGCGUCAGAAAAAUUAACCCUGAAAAGAUUGACCUCGAAGAUGGGUUUCCUCAGGCAAAAGAAGGACGGAACUACCAGUCUACAAAUCAUAGUACCGGGAGACGGAGUGAUUCCGGGAACAAAUCAAAGACCGGUAUCGUUAGGUCAGCUUAUAGGUAAAUUGAAUCACGGCACAGGUGUGCUGGCAGGAUUCCGCGAAGAUAGGAGAAACAUGUCGAAACCGGUAAAACCUUUAUACUACGGUGCCUUCGGCUCUUACGCGCCAAGUUACGACUCCACGUUCGCCAAUCUCACGAAGGAAGAGACAGAUCUGGUGUAUCAAACCUACGGUGACGAGACGGCUGUACAAUAUGCAGAAUCGAUUUUAGACUUUGCUAAAGACUGUGAUUAUACGUUAACUAUGGUCGACGAUCUGUUGGAUAUCCUAACGGGAGGGGAUCACAGAAAGACUAAGAAGUUCCUUGAGGAAAAACGAAGACUCAAAGAGGAGGAGGAGAAGAUCAAGCAUUUACUAGAGAAACCUAUGCAAGAUGUGAAUCGCAACAUCUCACUGUUAGAUAGCAUUAAAGUUGAUAUCGAUCAGCUGAAGACUCUAGCUGAGUUAGGAAUUGACAUUAAUUUCUUGGAAAAAUUAGAGGUGGAAUUGAAGCUCACCGAGGAACGCGCAGCCUUGCAAACUAGAUUGGAUGAUACGUCGCAGAUGUUGGGUCGUUUGAAGCAAGUGCAGCACGAGCGACUCUCAGCACCGCCGCCAGCUCACUUGUCGAAUGUUCCUAAACCGUCUGAGAACGAAGUGGCGAUAGCCGACAAAAUCACGGACAAUUUAACCGAGAUAGCGAAGAAACUCCCUCCCUCUGCUAUCGCUCCUGUCGACGGUUUACGAAGAGCCAUGGGGAUCGCGCCACUUGGUGGACCAGAGCCUAUGGAGGUGGAGCCUAUCACUCAUAAUCCAACGAUAGUCGCCGAGAACAAUCUGUUGUCUCAAACUAGCAACAAUCCGGUCCCUUCGAACAUAUUGUCCGCGCCAUCACCGAUACAGAACACAAAUCUGCUCAGUCCUACUAGCCAACAAAACCAAUCGAUCAGUAUUGUGAACACAAAUCAACCGCCUAUACAGAUACAGAUAGGCAUGACGCACAGUCAGACACCUCCGUCUCUAUUGGGUACAACAGAGACGUCUGCGGUUCCUGAUCUGGAAACCGAGCUGCGUGAAUUUUUAGAAAGAAUCCUCAAGGGAGCCACGAGUCCUAAAGACAUAGGAGUGCCGAGGAAAUCUGGCAAGGCUUCCGGAAGUCCUGAAGAUGUACAUGCAGGUAUUUUUCGUCCUUGGACACUUGGAUUCUUGAAAUGUUGGAUACUUGGGCCUUUGGACUCUUUGAUCUUUGGAUUCUUGGACUCCUUUCUUGAUUGGGUCCUCGAAUCUUUGGACGUGGACGUGGAAGUCCUGGACGUGGAUCCUUGGACCUUCGGACUCUGGACCCUGGGAUCUUUGGACUCUGGAUCCUGGGAUCUUUGGACUCUGGAUCCUGGGAUCUUUGGACUCUGGAUUCUGCGAUCUUUGGACUCUGGAUUCUGCGAUCUUUGGACUCUGGAUUCUGCGACUUUUGGACUCUGGAUCCUGGGAUCUUUGGACUCUGGAUCCUGGGAUCUUUGGACUCUGGAUCCUGGGAUCUUUGGAUUCUGGGAUCUAUGGACUCUGGAUCCUGGGAUCUUUAGACUCUGGAUUCUGGACUUGAAUCCUUGGAUCUUUGGACUCUAG
Molecule: messenger RNA, 2995 nt
Organism: Habropoda laboriosa
Lineage: Eukaryota; Metazoa; Arthropoda; Insecta; Hymenoptera; Apidae
Gene: Brd7-9
Product: bromodomain-containing protein 7
Exons: 5
Coding region: 125-2995 (956 amino acids)
Biological process (GO): regulation of transcription by RNA polymerase II
Cellular component (GO): nucleus
Source: RefSeq, a predicted model, not a curated record